This is a messenger RNA of Marchantia polymorpha subsp. ruderalis, 2177 nucleotides long. The record is from the annotation of a GenBank genome assembly. Lineage: Eukaryota; Viridiplantae; Streptophyta; Marchantiopsida; Marchantiales; Marchantiaceae.
UUGGCGUGAUGGUGGCGGGUCCCGUAAGAGAUGGAUAGCUUCAUAAGGCCUGGCUUCAAUGCUCCUCUCCAUCUCCAUUUGGCUCCGCCCCUACAUUCAACCGGGAAGCAAAGUACCCCGGCUUGUACAUAGACAACUUGCGUUUGCUCUUGCCUCGGUGCGUGCAGGCAGUCAAUUGAGGUCCCCGGUUAGAUACUAGAAAGACAGUCGAACUUGAGCAGGAUAUAUCAGACCACGCCAAACUGUGCAGGAUUGUAUUGUGAGAAGAAUCGCGCGCAACAAGCGAGCAUUGUGGCUCGAAGGAAAGUGCGGUCAGAGCUGACAUCGCAGGUGCAAUGGGGCGAGGGAAUGCAGGCUUGAGCUUGUUAACAAUUGUGUUGCUUGGCUUGUAUGUGGCGUCGACCACGGCACAGACAACUCCGGCCUUGAAUAUCACUUCAAUUCUCGCCAAGUAUCCGAGAUUCAGCGUUCUGAGCGACUUGUUGGUCUCGUCGGGCGUAGAGAAGGAGAUCAACUCCCGAACUUCCAUCACUCUCCUGGCGCCGGCCGAUGCCGUGCUGACGGCCUUUCAGGCCAGCGUGCCCAAUGCCGACACGGUGAAGAUCGCCGACCUCCUGCGCUACCAUGUGCUGCUGCAGUACUUCGACAUGACCGAGCUCAAGGGCCUGGGCACGGUGAACUACAGCUCCGUCACCACGUUGCUGCAAACGACCGGCAGAGCCAACGAGCAAGACGGCUUCGUCAACAUCUACAACACGGCGACGCAGAUCCUCAUCGGGCCCGCGGCGUCGGCGUCGGCCUCGAACGCCACGGUCGUCGGCACCGUGCUGGAGGACCCCUACGACAUAAGCAUCAUCGAGAUCGACCAGGUUCUGAAGCCGGCGGGCUUCGACGCCGUGGAGGGCGACCUCGUCACCGUGCUCGAGUCGUUCCAGACCUUCAGCCUCUUCAUCAGCUACCUCAAGGCGACGGGCGUCGACGGCGUGCUGGCGACGAGGCAGACGAGCGGCGGGCUGACCGUGUUCGCGCCGCGAGACUCCGCCUUCAACGCGCUCAAGUCGGGGUCCAUUCAAACUCUGAGCCCGGGCAAGCAGAAGCUGCUCAUGCAGUACCACGCGCUCACGCAGUACUACACGAUGACCAACUUCCUGUCCAUGGUCGACGCCCCCGUCCAGACCGUCUCCUCCACCGUCGGCGGCGGCUACCUCAUGAACAUCACCUCCAAAGCCUCCACCGUCACCAUCAAGACGGGCGUCGGCAAUGCCACCGUCGGCGAGGUUCUGUACAAUGCCAAUCCUGUCACCAUGUACGCGAUCGACAAAGUUCUCCUGCCCACGGAGCUGUUCGGCACGCCCGACCAGCUCAGCCCGGCCGAAGCUCCCACGCCGACUCCCGACGCCGCUCCCGCCCCGACGCCCAAGGCCUCCGCGCCCGUGCCCCCGGCGGCAGAGACGCCAACAAUCCUGCUAGAACCUGAGGUCCCUCCCGCCUCGACCAAUCCCAACGCUGCCAGCGUGGCUGGAGUCAGCGGAGCCCUGUCAGCCGCUGUGCUGAUCGUAUCAUCCAUCGCGGCCUUCCUUUAAGUGGCUGCGACGCCGUUGGCUCGAUCGGCCUGUUCGCUUGCACCGUUCUUCGCUGGAAUGGUUGCAGAGUCAGGCAUAAGGUGGCAUGAAUUUCCAUGAGCACAAAAUGGCAUGCCCUUCAUUCAAGCACUAACAAAAACAAUUCAAUUCUUGCCAUGAUUUGGCUUUUCCUAAAGGUCUCGUACUGGAAAUUCAGGGUACGGAAUAUGUCCAAUCUUGAUCCGGCCUUUUAGAACACUCUGCGUUGAUUGCUGCAAAGGCCGAAGAAGAGUUCGGUCGGUUGAAGACUGAGAAAGCUCGAGCAGUUUUCCGACCGUACUUUCAGAACAAGCUGUUACGUUAAUUGUAGGUAGUGUUCCAAAAACGAUUUCCUGGAACCAUUUGCAGUAUCAGAUAUCGGUGAUUGUAUAACAUCUUAGAGGUUUGGGACUUUUUAAACGUGCAUUCUUCGUCACGAUUGCUGUCAUUGUCAGGUGACUGUGACAGUGUGUUCCCUCAUGUUCAAGGUUAGUCUUCAAUAUGCUGUAUUUUUCUGGAGUUGACCAUCCAUAUUCAAUAAACGUUGCUGGUAAUGUUCAGCUGAUCGUGCAUCUC